AUGGAAUCGGACCCCGUCAAGGCCGAACAAGGCGAACUACUAGGAGUCGAACAGGACCCGGACCUGCGCAAGAGAACAAGCAGAGCAUGCAUUCGCUGCCGUUUCCGCCACACAAGGUGUCCCGGCGGCCAGCCGUGCGGCAAGUGCCAGAUGGCAAAGACAAAGUGUGAGUAUGUCGAGUACGAGAAGCGAUUAGUGGUUUCGCGCAAGUAUCUCUAUAAGCUCCAGGAGGACAUUGUACGGCUCAAGAAAGAGAACGCGGCGCUUCGAGCGGCCAACGAAAGCAACGGCUCGGCCAUGCGGCCGGACAGAGACGCCAGCCGAGAAAAAUCGCCAGAUGUAUCUGCAGACCGAAGCUCGGAGCCACAAGUGUCUGGAGACUUGGACGGCCAGUUUUUGACGCCCGAUGACCCGUCGGUGCCCGAGGUGAUCCACCCUUCUCUCGACAAGCAUGGGCGGCUCAUCCAGUCCCGAACAGGCGAAAAGUUGUAUGUCGGUUCUUCUUCGAUGACUCUUUUCGGCUUGGAGAUCGAAAACAUGGCGCCGCCGUAUGCGCCAGACUUGUUACACUCCAAUUCGUUGGUGCUGACGCCAGCAGAGUCGCCGCAGUUUGGCAAGUCCGAGACCCGCACCGAGUUCAGUGACUCAAAGCGGGAAACAAAGAUCUUGGAGAAAGAAGGCAACGCCUACAACAUCACAUUGGCCAAGACCAACACGCGGCCGGGCUUGCUGGUGAACUUUACGCUUCCAUCGUAUCUGUACGCAAUUCUUCUUGUUGACACGUUUAUCAAUUACAACGACGGGUGCUUUUAUUUUUUCAACGAGGGUCUUGUCAAGCGGUUCUUGAUGAACCUCUACUCUGGCCGCGGUGCUGAAAACAAAAAGAUCAUCAAACGAAACAUGUCAUCCCGUCUUGGCCCGGCAGCAGACGAAAACACCAUCAAGAAGGACACCGACGACGACACGAUAUUGGAAACCAUCUGGUUCUGCAAAAUCCUUUUGAUUUUUGCCAUUGGCGAGAUGUAUCUCGGCACGGAGUCGGACACGCACAUGAAGAACCUGGAGAAGGAGGUGAUUAUGAACUACGGAAAAAACAAGACGAAAAAGAGAGCCAUGGGAAAGGGCAAUACGCUUCCGGGAUCCGGGUUUUUUUACCAGGCCUCAGAACUUUUCACAGGCUUAUUCGCCUCGGGCGCCAUUGACAAUAUCACCAAGGACGGCGGUAUCGAGGUGAUGUUGCUCUAUGCGUUUUACCUCCAGGUGGCCGACUGCACCAUUGCGUCGUACUUUUACUUUGGCCUCGCGUUACGGUCUACGUUGAUUUUGGGAUGGCACGUUGACGCGGACAUGGAGAACUUGAACCGGUUCGAGUUGGAGCACCGCCGCAGAAUAUGGUGGACCGUGUACAUGUACGAGCGCAUGUUGUCGUCCAAGGCCGGGUUGCCGCUAAGUUUUGCCGACGACAGUGUUUCCACAGAGCUUCCGUUCGACUUCAAAACGGACCUUGACGAUUUCCCGAGAGACGAAAACGACGUGAGAGGAUACUACAUUUUCCCCUCGGCAGAGUACAUCAACAACUGCGUGACCAUCACCCAAAUCAACGCCAUCAUCUUGUCGUCGCUAUAUACGAAACAGCCCACGGCCAACAUUCUUCCUGUGGUUUCCGACUUGGUGCAGCGCUUGUUCAAGUGGAAAAACUCGUUGCCGCAGUUUCUCCGCGUGGACUUCUCCAAAGACGACGUCAAGAUCUCCCGCUUGAUUGUCAACCUCAUGACAGAGUACUUCCAAGGCAUGAACUUGGCGGUGCGGCCGCUUCUUUUCCACUUUGCCACCAAGAAACUCAAGGAGUUGCAGUUGCAGAACAACCAGAACAAGUACAUUGACUUGACGCAGUACUCGAAGAACGUGCUCACGUUGCUCAAUGCGUCGUUCCAGGCGUCCAUCAACAGCAUCAAAUGCAUCUGGGCGCUCCUCCCGCAGAACAUGGUGGCGCUUUUCGGCUGGAUGGACCGCGAGUAUCUCUUCACCUCUGCAUCCACGCUCAUCCUCUUCAAUGCGUCGUUUGGUGUCCACGAUGCCACUCGGAAACAUCUAGACCACGCCCUUACGCUCUUCACCAAAAUGAAAAAGCUUGGCAACUAUCCGGCGGCCCUCCGCCGUGCACAGCUUCUCAAGUUGAUCCGAGUUCUAGACUUCAACGGUGUCAUGCAAGAUCUCUUGCAGAAACAUGACGACGACGAUGGCUCGGCGGCUCCUGUUACAGGCCCUGCAGCGCCUAUGGAUGUGGAUCCAAGCGGCUUUGGCGGCGCCACGCUGUUUGCGCCGGCUUCGAAACCGUCUACAUAUGCCGAGCCCAUUCCCAUGCAUGCGGUGCAUCCGAUGGCCGGCGGCCCAGAACCUCUCCAAUCCAACUUGGACUUUAUCCAGUUCAACGGGCCUGUGCCAUCUUCCACACGGCAUGCCUCCAACCGCCAUACGCCCACAAUUCCAGCGUCGGCCAAUUUGGCCAACGAGGAGACGUUUCGGUUCAACGGGGCUGCCGCUGAACGCAAAACCGGGGACGGUUACUUCCCUAACCGUGACUUGGCGGGCAUUGAAGGGUUGACGUAUCUCGACGAGGAGCAGAAAUUGUGGAACGAAAUCACCAAUGAUGCAGGCUGGUUGCAGCCGUCGGGGGUGCCGUCGGUUCGACCAGAAAGCCAAUACAACUUCGGCCCGGGAGCCAGAGGAAGCAAUCUUCCGAGCCACAACUCCAUCAACAACUUUGUCGGUGCCUACACAGACAUUGUCAACCUCGAAUUCCACGAAGAUACGUGA
Molecule: messenger RNA, 2817 nt
Organism: Clavispora lusitaniae ATCC 42720
Lineage: Eukaryota; Fungi; Ascomycota; Pichiomycetes; Serinales; Metschnikowiaceae
Gene: PUT3
Product: Put3p
Biological process (GO): DNA-templated transcription; regulation of DNA-templated transcription
Molecular function (GO): DNA-binding transcription factor activity, RNA polymerase II-specific; zinc ion binding; DNA binding
Source: RefSeq, a predicted model, not a curated record